AUGAGCCACUCUUCUUCUCCAAAUAACCGCAAUUCGAUAUUCGGUUGGGUCAAAAACUUGAAGAAUAAGAACCUUCUAUCCAAUGAAAGUGUCAAUGAAAUAAGUGAUAAUGAUAUAAUGUCAUCUAGUGACUAUAAAUAUAGUGAUGCUGAGAAUAUUCCCAGUUCCAAUCAAAACUCUUACAACCAGGAGUUUCUUAGGCCUCUGCUCAACCACAAGUCAAGAUCAGCCAAUAAUGUUAAUAGGGUGAGGUCCCACAGUCAAAGCGACAACAAUUCAGCCAUAAACCAUUUUGGGAACACUCCCAACCCCAAUGCUAGCAUUAGACAACAUCGAGACUCCUUUUUGUUGAGCAACCCCUUAGUCGAUAAGAACUCAAAAUACUUUGGGGUCCCGCUUGAAGAAGCUGUCAAUCAAGCAUGUGCUAAAAUAUCGAUAUUUGCUGAAAAUGAUUCAGGUGAAGUUUUGCAAUAUGGUAGAAUUCCAGUUGUGGUAGCCAAAUGUGGGGUGUUUUUGAAAACCAAUGGUUUGAGCGUGGAAGGUAUAUUCCGGGUGGGCGGUUCUUCAAAGAGAUUGAAAGAAUUGCAGGUAUUAUUCAAUACUCCCCCAGAUUUUGGUAAAAAAUUAAACUGGGACGGCUACACCGUCCAUGAUGCUGCUUCUAUAUUAAGAAGAUACUUGAACUCAUUGCCAGAGCCAUUGAUUCCUUUGGAAUUGUAUGAAAUUUUCAGAGCUCCCUUAAGAAGUCGGGCUAGGAUCAUCAACUAUAUGAAAUACAAGGCCAGUAACCCCAAGAAAUUAUUGAAAUCAAAAAUGUCACCAACCCUAGUUGAGGCAGCUGAUACCCCAGUUGAAGCUUUCAAGCUUAAUGAAUUUAACUCCAAUGUUACUUCUAAUGUGACACAAACCCCCAAAACUGUUGACACGUCUAACUCUUUACCGUCUCCCUCAUUAUCCCCUGAUAACUAUCACGAUGAAGUUAUGGGUGGGUCAAUACUGUUGGAUAAUCGAAUGGAUACCAUAGAGCUGGUUGGAAAGCAUGAAGUAUUUGGCGAUAAUGAUGAGGAAAACGACGCAGAUAACGAUGAUGAUGACAACGAUCACAACAAUGUCAACAGUGACAAUGAGAAUGUCAAUUAUGUUGAUAAUGAUGGCCUUGUGAAACGGAAUGAAGAAAUGGUAAAGAUGAAGCAAUCCAAGAAAAAUAAGCAUUAUAAAAAGUUAACUAAAGAUGUUCAUGAUGCAAUUGAUGAAUACAAAGUAAUGCUUGAUCAAUUACCAAUAUUAUCUAAGCAAUUAUUGUUUUAUAUUUUGGAUCUCUUAGCCAUGGUCCAAAAUCAUUCUAGUGAGAACUUGAUGUCUUCAAGAAACUUGGCAGCUAUCUUCCAACCCUCAAUCUUGUCACAUCCAAAUCAUGAUUUGGAUCCCACCGAAUAUGCUUUAUCGCAGUUUGUUGUUGAGUUUUUGAUCCAAUAUGCUUACAAGUUACUUCCGAAUCACGAUAACUUAUCAAGGCCGAUUCUGAAAAGUCCUGUUUCCACGACGUCAGUGAACAAAUUAGAAGGUGACAAACAUAAGUUGGCACCUAGAUUUAACAGACAGCACUCGAAGUCUUUAUCUUCUGCUAACCACGAAGACGUGGUUGGAUAUCAAAACAAGGUGAGCAACUCCAAAUUACCUGUGGUGGAUAAGGACUACGAAAUAGCUGAAGAUGAUAGUGAUCAUGAAGAGAAGGAAAAAUUUAAAGAGAGAGAGCCAAGUCUGCAGCCAGCAAUUAUUGUGUCUACUCCAUCGAGUUCAUCGGUUCCUAAAGUAUAA
Yamadazyma tenuis ATCC 10573 is the source of this 1818-nucleotide messenger RNA. RefSeq names its product Sac7p (gene SAC7). Gene Ontology annotation, molecular function: GTPase activator activity. Gene Ontology annotation, biological process: regulation of fungal-type cell wall organization; signal transduction; activation of GTPase activity. The record is from RefSeq and is a predicted model, not a curated record. Gene Ontology annotation, cellular component: cell cortex. Lineage: Eukaryota; Fungi; Ascomycota; Pichiomycetes; Serinales; Debaryomycetaceae.